UGUGACAUCACACCUAUAUCUUCUGUUAUUCUGUAGAUAUCGUCUCUAGCUUGUGUUCGUAUAAAUUGGAGUCGUAGCAAUUCGGAUCAAUUAGUAGCGUGAUUUAUAAUCAACAAGACGUUGCCUCUACACAGCUGGAGAUGAUUAUAUGCACUUGUGAAGACGACGAUCCAGAUUUACCUCGGAUUUCAACCACUGUUAGUGUAACAGAUCCAGUAAUCCAUUAUUCAGGUGAUAAGAGACGUUGUACAACUUACCAAAUUAUUUUACAGAGUAAUGACUACUGUUUCUCGUGUUCAAAAUCUGUAGUUCGUAGAAGCUUUUCUGAAUUUUUAUUUUUAAGACGAUUAUUGAAACAACUACACCCUACUUUGAACCCACCAUCUUUGCCUUCAGAUUCUUUCUUUCGUGAUCAGUUCACAGAAGAAUUUAUAGAACAAAGACGACAACUAUUAGAAUUAUUUAUGUUAAAAAUUUUGAAUGAACCACUGUAUUUGUCAAACAAAGCACUGCAUCUUUUUCUUCAAAGUCAUUUAUCGAUGAAAGAAAUUGAAAGUAUAGUAUCUGGUAAUUCAUGUUGUCCACCGGGUAAAUUAGAAGAAAGUGCAUUUUUUGUUGACUCUUGUGCCUCGGACAUUUCUUCCAAUAUUUCUGAAUGUCCAAGCUGUGAUUCACUCGAUGCUUCAGUUUCCCAUAGUUCUUCUUCAAAUAAGCAAGUGGCCUUGCUGAGUAUCAACCAAGAGGCAUUUGUAGCUUCGUUGCCAUUUCUGGACUGCAAUACUGACAUUCAUAUUACAAAAGCAUGUCGUCAUUCUAAAUCAUGAUUAUUGUAUUUAUAAAUUAUGCAAAUGAAUUUCAUUAUUUUUUAUAUAAAGUGCCAUUAAAAUUUUUUUUCACUUGGAAUUUAAAAUUGAAUAUUUCAAAUUGUGAAAAUAUCACAUUUACAUAAAAAUAAGAUGCAAACUAGUUUUUAAAUUUUCAACAAACAAUUGUGAUAAAUAUGAUAAAGAAUGUUUCUUAUAUUACAAAUAUAUCUGUGAUAGUGCUUUAUUUGUACAGGGCCGUCCUUAUCAUUCUUAGCUGUACCAUCAAUUUCUUUGUACAAUUAACUCAAACUAUUUAAAAACCAAAAUUACUUUUUUGAGAAAAAAUCAGUAUUAAAUUUCAUUUAGUAACUAUGGACUUUUUCAUCAUCAUCAUCAUCAUCAAUGUACUUGUUUAAGAUAUUCUGUCAAAUUGACAUUAAUGUAAAACAGAUGUUCGUUGUUCAGUUUUUUAAAUGAUUUAAUAUUUAACUGCAGUACAAUACUAAAUUGUAUUUAAAUUUAUAAGAUUCCAAAAUCAGUGUUAUAGUGUUCUGCAUAACAUUAUGAAAUUUAGUAAUUUAAAAUUAUUGCCAGUUUUAUUUGAAUAACAAUAUCCUCUACUAUUGUUGGAUUUCUGAAAAGUUAUUAAUUUUAUCUACCUAUGUAAGUUAAUAAUUUAGAAACAAAUAAUGUGUUUAUUUAGCAAACAAACUUUAAUUUUCUAUUAAAAAUACACCUGUUCAUUUUCUGAUAGUGGUAUGUAAAAA
This is a messenger RNA of Centruroides sculpturatus (bark scorpion), 1573 nucleotides long. Its product is annotated as sorting nexin-10-like. Gene Ontology annotation, biological process: intracellular protein transport. Gene Ontology annotation, molecular function: phosphatidylinositol binding. The record is from RefSeq and is a predicted model, not a curated record. NCBI's taxonomy places the organism in Eukaryota, Metazoa, Arthropoda, Arachnida, Scorpiones, Buthidae. Bases 141 to 824 code for a protein of 227 amino acids. The transcript is spliced from 6 exons.